GUUUCAUUUUAGACUUAGCUUAGCUUCACCAGCUCCAACUCUCCUCGGUACACCUUUUCUCCGUUCUCCAGGUUCUUGCCAGGAGGCAGCUGCUAGGUGACAGUGGAAUUCGGGCGCUGCUACAUGAUGCCAGGAUGGCGCCUCUGCUUCCCCCUCUUGGUUCGGAGGUCUUCAGACGCUUCACGCAAGCCUCGCUAGAGGAAAUUCAACGACGAUAUGAAGCCGAGGAGAAGGAGCGACAGAGGAAGAAAGAGAAGAACAUCGAGAUAGCAGAAGAAGAUCUUCCUAAACCAGCAAGUGACUUGGAGGCCGGCAAGCCCCUCCCAUUUAUCUAUGGAGACCCGCCCCCUGAGCUUCUCAACACCCCAUUGGAGGAGCUGGAUCCCUUCUACCAAUCACAGAAGACAUUCAUCGUGCUCAGUAAAGGAAACAUCAUCUACAGGUUUAACGCUGACCCGGCCUGUUACCUGCUGAGUCCGUUCAGCCGUCUGAGGACCAUCGCCAUCAGGAUCCUGAUCCACUCUUUAUUCAGUUUGUUCAUCAUGCUGACGAUUCUGACCAACUGUGCGUUCAUGACGAUGAGUGAUCCUCCAGCAUGGAGCAAGACUGUGGAGUACGUCUUCACAGGCAUCUACACGUUUGAAGCGACGGUCAAAGUUCUCUCCCGAGGAUUCUGUGUGGGAGAUUUCACCUUCCUCAGAGACCCCUGGAACUGGCUGGAUUUCAUGGUCAUCAGCAUGGCGUAUCUUACAGAGUUUGUAGACUUGGGGAAUGUUUCUGCGUUGAGAACAUUCAGAGUUCUCCGAGCCCUGAAGACCAUCACAGUCAUCCCCGGUUUAAAGACUAUUGUGGGAGCUCUCAUCCAAUCAGUCAAGAAGUUGGCUGAUGUCAUGAUCCUGACAGUGUUCUGCCUCAGUGUCUUUGCCCUGAUUGGUCUGCAGCUCUUUAUGGGAAACCUGAGACAGAAGUGUGUCCUGAUGCCACAACAGCUUCGUAACCACACACCUGACGUCAGCGGUGACUUUGAUUUCUAUGAGUACAUCAAUAAUCCAGAGAACUACUACUACGUGCCUGGGCAGCUCGAUGCUCUACUCUGUGGAAACAGCUCUGAUGCUGGGGUCUGUCCCGAGGGUUAUGUCUGUCUAAAGGUGGGGAGAAAUCCAAACUAUGGCUACACCAGCUACGACUCUUUUGGUUGGGCAUUCCUGGCUCUGUUCAGACUGAUGACCCAGGACUUCUGGGAAAACCUCUUCCAGCUGACACUACGAGCGGCAGGUAAAACCUAUAUGAUUUUCUUCGUGGUCGUCAUCUUCCUCGGCUCGUUCUACCUCAUUAACCUGAUUCUGGCUGUGGUCGCCAUGGCGUAUGCUGAGCAGAACGAGGCCACGUGUGCUGAGGCCAAACAGAAGGAGGAGGAGUACGCCGAGAUCCUGGAGGCGCUGAAGAGGAGAGAGGAGGAGCAGGCAACCUGCAGGGCUGCACCCUCCCAGAAUCCAGACUCAACACACCCACCUGUGGACGGACAGGAAGUCGAACAAGAACACAAUACUAUGGAAGACUUUGAGGACGACCAGAGGCCAUGUCCUCCAUGUUGGUAUUCCUUUGCUGACAUCUUCCUGAAGUGGAACUGCUGCGGUUGCUGGCGGUGGCUCAAAAUACGGCUCUACACCAUCGUCAUGGACCCGUUCUUCGACCUUGGCAUCACCAUCUGCAUCGUCCUCAACACCGUCUUCAUGGCCAUGGAGCACUAUCCAAUGACGAAUCAGUUUGAGGAGCUACUGAGUGUCGGAAACCUGGUCUUCACAGGGAUCUUCACAGCGGAGAUGGUGCUCAAACUUCUGGCCAUGGACCCGUACUACUACUUCCAGGUGGGGUGGAACAUCUUUGACAGCAUCAUCGUGACCAUGAGUCUGGUGGAGCUGGGAUUGGCUAACGUUCAGGGCCUGUCUGUGCUGCGCUCGUUCCGAUUGAUGCGAGUCUUUAAGCUCGCCAAGUCUUGGCCGACCCUCAACAUGCUGAUCAAGAUCAUUGGAAACUCGGUGGGGGCUCUGGGGAACCUGACUCUGGUCCUCGCCAUCAUCGUUUUCAUCUUCGCCGUCGUCGGGAUGCAGCUGUUUGGGAAGAACUACAAAGACUGCGUCUGUCGCAUCUCGGGGGACUGCGAGCUUCCUCGCUGGCACAUGAAUGACUUCUUCCACGCCUUCCUCAUCAUCUUCAGGAUCCUGUGUGGAGAAUGGAUCGAGACCAUGUGGGACUGCAUGGAGGUCUCGGGUCAGACCAUGUGUCUGAUUGUGUUCAUGAUGGUCCUGGUCAUCGGAAACCUUGUUGUCCUGAACCUGUUCCUGGCCUUGUUGCUGAGCUCAUUCAGUGGUGAUAAUCUGGCAGCUCCAGAGGAUGAAGGUGAAAACAACUUGCAGAUCGCCAUAAAUCGGAUCAACAGGGCCGUGGCCUGGAUCAAGUCCUGGAUCCUAGAGCAGAUUUGGACUGUCUUGGGAAAGAAGAGGCAUGUCAACCCAGACCACAUUGUUGACGGUGACGACAGCGACACAAAGGAGGUUUUGCAUUUGACCUUUGUGACCUCAGACCAGCCAGUGUCAGAGGUCAAUGCCCUCGGCUGUAGCCACGACAACCUGAGCAGCAACUACCACAACAUCACCUUCCUGAAGGUGCCCAUCGCGGAGUCCGAGUCUGAGUCCGAGUCCGAGUCUGAGUCCGACUUUGAGACACCUGAAAAUGAAGAUGAAGAAGAGGAUGAAGAGGAAGACAAGAAAGAAAAGCUCUCCCAAGGUGAAGAGUCGUCAACCUGCAGCACAGUACAGAAACUUCCUGAAGUCCAAGAGGAAGAGGACGAUGAAGAUCAGGAUACUAAUACACCUGAGGACUGCUGCACUGACAACUGUUACCGUCGCUGCCCGCGCCUGGACAUAGACACAUCCCAGGGCAGGGGGAAGGUCUGGUCUAACUUCAGGAGAACCUGUUUCUCCAUUGUGGAACACAACUACUUUGAGACCUUCAUCAUCUUCAUGAUCCUGCUCAGCAGCGGAGCUCUGGCAUUUGAGGACAUCUACCUGGAGCAGCGUCAGGUCAUAAAGACGGUUCUGGAAUAUGCAGACCAGGUAUUCACCUACGUGUUUGUGGUAGAGAUGAUUCUCAAGUGGAUCGCCUACGGAUUCAAGAUCUACUUCACCAACGCCUGGUGCUGGCUGGACUUCCUUAUUGUAGACGUGUCUCUAGUGUCUCUGACAGCUAACAUCCUGGGAUACUCUGAGCUGGGAGCCAUCAAGUCUCUGAGGACUCUAAGAGCUCUGAGGCCCCUGAGGGCCCUGUCCCGCUUCGAGGGCAUGAGGGUGGUGGUGAAUGCCCUGGUCGGAGCGAUCCCCUCCAUCUUUAACGUGCUGCUGGUGUGUCUGAUCUUCUGGUUGAUCUUCAGCAUCAUGGGAGUGAAUUUGUUUGCAGGAAAGUUUUAUUACUGUUUCAAUGAGACGUCAGAGGAGAUAUUUCUCCCUGCGGACAUCAACAAUAAGACCGAGUGUUUCGCUCUGAUCAAUGAAAACAUGUCUGAGGUCCGCUGGAAGAACCUGAAGGUCAACUACGACAAUGUGGGAAUGGGCUACCUGUCGCUGCUGCAAGUGGCCACAUUUAAAGGCUGGAUGGACAUCAUGUACGCUGCAGUGGACUCUAGAGAGGUGGAGGACCAGCCGGUGUACGAGGGUAACCUGUACAUGUACCUGUACUUCGUCUGUUUCAUCAUCUUUGGCUCCUUCUUCACCCUCAACCUCUUCAUUGGAGUCAUCAUCGACAACUUCAACCAGCAGAAAGCCAAGUUGGGAGGAACAGAUAUCUUCAUGACAGAGGAGCAGAAAAAAUAUUACAAUGCCAUGAAGAAACUGGGCUCUAAGAAACCUCAGAAACCUGUUCCACGACCUGUUAACAAGUUCCAGGGUCUGGUCUUUGACCUGGUCACUAAACAGUUUUUCGACAUCUUCAUCAUGGUGUUGAUCUGCCUCAACAUGGUGACCAUGAUGGUGGAGACAGACGAGCAAAGCCUGGAGAAAGAGAUCAUCUUGUACUGGGUCAACCUGGUCUUCAUCAUCGUCUUCACCACUGAGUGCUCUCUAAAGAUCAUCGCACUCAGGCAGCACUACUUUGCUGUCGGCUGGAACAUUUUUGACUUUGUAGUGGUCAUCCUGUCCAUUGUAGGCCUCCUCCUUGCUGAUCUCAUAGAGAAGUAUUUUGUUUCGCCCACACUCUUUCGUGUGAUCCGAUUGGCUCGUAUCGGUCGAAUCCUUCGUCUUAUCCGAGGAGCUAAGGGAAUCCGGACACUUCUGUUUGCCCUGAUGAUGUCACUUCCUGCCCUCUUCAACAUUGGUCUGCUCCUCUUCCUCAUCAUGUUCAUCUUCUCCAUCUUCGGAAUGUCAAACUUUGCCUAUGUGAGGAAGGAGGCCAUGAUAGACGACAUUUUUAACUUUGAGAGCUUUGGGAACAGCAUGAUCUGUUUGUUUAUGAUCACCACAUCAGCUGGAUGGGACGGCCUGCUGAGUCCCAUCAUGAACACAGCGCCAGACUGUGACCCAGACAUCGAGAACCCCGGAUCAAUGGUCAGAGGGAACUGUGGCAGCCCGGCGGUGGGCAUUGUCUUCUUCACCACCUACAUUAUCAUGUCCUUCCUGGUGGUGGUCAACAUGUACAUCGCCAUCAUCCUGGAGAACUUCAACGUGGCCACAGAGGAGAGCACCGACCCGCUGUGUGAGGAUGACUUUGAGAUGUUUUAUGAAACCUGGGAGAAGUUUGACCCCGAUGCCUCACAGUUUAUACAGUACAGUAAACUGUCAGACUUCUGCGACACUCUCCAGGAACCUCUGAGGAUUCCCAAACCCAACACCAUCAAACUGAUCCACAUGGAUCUGCCUCUGGUUCCUGGAGACAAGAUCCAUUGUCUUGACAUUCUGCUGGCACUCACUGCACAGGUGUUGGGGGAUUCAGGAGCAAUGGACACACUCAAAGCCAGCAUGGAGGAGAAAUUCAUGGCCAACAACCCCUCAAAGGUGUCGUAUGAACCGAUCAGCAGCACCCUGCGGAGGAAACAGGAGGAGGUGGCGGCGAUGGUGAUCCAGCGAGCGUACAGGAAACACCUUCUGCGGCGGACGGUCAAAUUGGCAUCUUACAAAUACCGCGAGAAGACAGAUAGACGGCGAGACGAGGAUUUGCCCCCAGAGACAGAAGGACUUCUCUUUAAACGAAUCAGUCAGCUGUAUGGAGACAGCCAGGACACACAGGAGCAACCUCCUCCAGCCCGAGUGGAGCUUCAGAGUGAGUUACUCCUCCAUGCCGCUCCUCCCCUGAGCACCCCCGACUUUCUGCGAGAUGAGAACCUGAGGGAAUCUAUCGUGUGAUGACGACUGAUGUUCACUGGUUCUCCUUUUCUUCCUUUGUUCUGCUCUCUUGUGGAGCGUCGCCUGUUGGAGGGGCAGCAGAUCGAUGACUGAUGACAAUCCUCUUCAUCUGCGUCUGUGCUGAAGACACUGUAUGUCAUAUUAUAUCGAUUUAAUACUUAAACAGGUUGUUAGUGACACUAAUAAAACACAUCAUUAUUAUUAUGUUAUUAGUCAUUAGUCCCAGACCAGCUGAUUAUCAGCUGAUGAGUCAGAUCGCUUCACAGCUGCUCCACAGUGUUUUCAACAUGUUGAGGAGCUUUGACCAGAAAAGUCUUUUGAUGGACAUUUGAAAUGACCAAUGACAGUAUUCAGUGUACAACUGCUCCCCUCAAACAAUAAAUCAUUUAAAUCUUUAUUCAAACAUCAGACAAAAACAAACAAGUCAUUCAUAACAGCUUCACUGGUGACUGACAGAGACACCAGGCGCUGGAAAGUAACUCAGACUAUUUACUCAAGUACUGUAGUACAUUUUAGUUACUCGUACUUUAUUUGAGUAUUUCCAUUUUAUGCUACUUUAUAACUCUACUCAUUUCAGAGGGAAACACUUCUACUGCAGGAAGUUUAUUUGACAGCAGCAGUAAAAAAAAAGAAAAAAAAUAUUAGCAAACUGCUACUGCAAAACCUUUUACUAUGAGUCAGGGUGGUUGUUUCUCUUGUCAUGUUGUUAUCAGUUCAACCAAAGAGAGAUGUCACCUCCAAACUAACAUCAGCAUUAGCAUUAUUAGCAGGAAUUUACUUACCAGUCUAGAAGAAACAUUGUGAGUUCAGCAUCAAAUUUCAUUCCUUUACCCACCAACCGCUGUCUGCAUAGGUGGAGACAAACACAAAGGUUAACUCUCGUCUCUGUCACGUCUUUUCUUCUACUGAAGUUAGCAUGCUAACCAGCUAACCAUGGCUCAUCUCGUCACUGUAGCCUCCAAUCUGAAGACGUAGCGUCUCAAAGGACGUGUUAUAACCUCUUGUAAUUUAAACAUGGCUGAAGCUCCACCACCUGGUCCCGGCAAGAAGCCCCCAUAAACAAACACUUCAAGAUUCAAAGAGGUAAAACGAUCCAAUGUUUCACAAAAAGAAAAGAAUUCAGUCAAAGAAACAGAUUUUAUUUUUUUCCUCUUCUCUCCCAUGAAUCAUCUGACGACCCGUCAGAUUAAUCUGGUGACCCUUUGGAGGGGCCCGACCCCCAGGUUGGGAAGCAGUGGACUGAACUGUCUAAGAGUAUGUGACAUAGUUAAAGCAGCUACAGCAGUGACAUCAGUCAGGAUAAAUGAUCUGAGCAAUCACAGGAGGAACGUUCACUCUGCUUUUACUUGUCAUGGAGUUUUGUAUAUUGCUGUAUUCGUAUUUUUACUAGUAAAGGAUCUGAGUACUUCCUGCACCACUGCAGACAGCCAAUAACAGUGCAGCAUCUGAACACAUGACUGAUGAGAAGGAAACAUUAUUUUUGUUUUUAUAAAUAGAAAUGUUGUUAUUUUACAUUUCAGUCAUCUACAGUUUGAUUUAAUCUGCCUACAUCAUGCGCGGCACAGUGAAUCACCUGUUAUCAAUCACCUGCAUUUAUGAACUUUCACUUUCCUUACAUUCACUCUGAUUGGUCGCUUCAGCUGCUGUUCUUCUUCACAGACGACAGUAUACUGCUGUGAUGAUGAGGUGAACCGGCUAAUAGGAGUAUAGAAUGGACCAGGUAACAGCCAAUCAGAGCUGGUUUAGACUAACGUAUUGGAAAUUGAUCAUUCAUGAUUGAUUUUAUCUUCAGAUCCUACAUUUUUUCUUUCUUUUUCUUUCCUUCUUUUUAAAUUUCUUUAUUUUAUUUUUUUUUGUAUGAAGCUUGGUUUAUCACUAAAUAAUAGUAUUCAUGUUUUUCGUUUCUUUACUUCAUACAGAGCUGCAGGGACGAUGUUUUUGUAGUCCAACCCUGACAUUAGCAUCUCCCUGGUUCCAUCCACAAACAGCCAAUGGGAUGUUUCCAUUGUUUUUUGGGAUUAUUAGACAAAAUAAACAACAGUUUCUGAUCCUGACAGGUUUAGUUCAGCAGGAUCAUCUUCACUAAUGAACACCACGUUAUGAUGUUUGAAGCCUCAAUACAGUCAGCAGAAGUAAAAAGGUAAUAUUAGGCUUUAAACCAACGACACCACGGUCACGACUUCAGCGUCACCACCGCUAAACUUCAACUUGUAGUUUGAUUUAGCUCUGACCUCUUCUAAAAAGCCUUUCCUCUGACAGA
Molecule: messenger RNA, 7653 nt
Organism: Seriola dumerili (greater amberjack)
Lineage: Eukaryota; Metazoa; Chordata; Actinopteri; Carangiformes; Carangidae
Product: sodium channel protein type 4 subunit alpha B-like
Exons: 31
Coding region: 135-5393 (1752 amino acids)
Biological process (GO): neuronal action potential; sodium ion transmembrane transport; membrane depolarization during action potential
Cellular component (GO): voltage-gated sodium channel complex; axon; plasma membrane
Molecular function (GO): protein binding; voltage-gated sodium channel activity
Source: RefSeq, a predicted model, not a curated record